Molecule: messenger RNA, 1133 nt
Organism: Moneuplotes crassus
Lineage: Eukaryota; Ciliophora; Spirotrichea; Euplotida; Euplotidae
Source: the annotation of a GenBank genome assembly
AUGAAAAAGACUAAAGCCCAAAUAAAAUUAGAGAACUGGAAGAAGGCUCUUAAAAAUUGAUCUUCAAGUUUCAAAGCUAUAUCAAGAGAGAAAUAUAAUGAAGUCUUUGGAUCCAAGACAGACCAACCAGGAGUUGGAAAGUAUUCUCCAAAUUACAGAUACAACUCAAAGGAACCUCCUUCGUAUAGGAUUCCUAUUGCAAAGGCAUCGAAGACAAUAUUUGACCCAAUAGAAUCAGGCCCAUCUAAAAUUCAAAGCAAGCAUUUGUGACACAAACUUUACCAAAGUCAUGAUCUAGGAGGCAGAAUGAAGAAAAGAGAAGUCGGAAGAUUGCUCUCAAAGACUAAAAAUCAGAUAAAUCUGACCUUAGCAAAUAAGCUAAAUGACCAAGAGAAAGACUCAAACAUUAAUAACGAAGAGGACAUGUAUAAUUCAGAGAUUCCUAAAAUUAAGAACAAAAGAAAACUCAAAAAGAAGAAAAUAAAAGUUCCCCAAAUUAUGCUUAAAAAAAAAUUGGAAGAGAACAUGAAAAGGAAUACGGUGUUUAGUAGGCCAAGGAGGAUAAAGAAAGCCAUCUCAAAUAGUCCUUCGAAAGCAGCAUUCGUCACAUCCGUGGCAGAUAAAACAUUCUCUUACGACAAUAUUAUUAUUUCAUCAGAAUAUCAUCUAGUGAAGGAUAAGAAGUCAAGAUCAGAUGUUCAAAUAGUUCCUAGCCAACAAAAGGAUGAUAAGAUGAAAGGCUGAGUUGCUUUUGCAAAACUUUCUAAGAGAAAGCUACACUCAAACGCCAAAUCAAACCAACAACUUCUAAGUUUAGAGGAGCUUGGAGAUAAAUACAUGAGACGCCAUUGCCCAAGCGUAGAUUUUGGUAAACUUGUACAAAGAGAUACAAAUUUCUUCCUAUACAAUAAGAUGUAUUGUGGUCAGGAUUAUGAUUACAAAAAGGACUACAUUUCCAAACAACUUCCGAGCUUGAAAAAUCAUAGAGAUCUAAAUUUCCUUUAAAGCAAGAGAUAAGAGUACAAUUCUGUGGAAUAAAUGGUAGAACUCAAUCUGUAUAAAGCUAGCAACACAAGUUCAAUAGACGGUGAUGUUUUAUUCAAGUUGAGUCCAUCUUUGGGUAAAAUUCUAGC